AUGAAAAUUAAUGUACUAAAUAUUUAUUUAGUUAGAAACAAUUGCCUAAUAUAUCAAAAACACCUUAAGCAAAAAGUUUCCAUUCAAUAGAGCAUCUUUUUAACUCGUCUUAAAAAUAAUCUAAAUAAUGUCAUGAUAAUUCGUUAAAAUCUUUUCAUAACAUAAGUAAUGUCUCAUUUAUUCGAAAUGAUAAACAUAUAGUAAAACAAGAUGUAUGAUAUAAUUUAAUUUUGUUUAGUAAUAUUAUGCAUCUCCAUUGUUAAGUAAAUCUCAAAUAUUUGAAGUUGAGAGAUAAAGCAGACAGAGAAGAAAUGAAGUGUAUUCAUAAAUGUUAAGUGAAAAUCCAUUCAAAUUUAAUAAUGAUUCUUAAGAAGAAAUAGUUUCUGAAUAUCCUCGAAGUACUUACAAAAAUUUAUGCAAAUUUUAGAAGUAUCAUCGAUUCAUGUCAAUUUAUUUGAUCUUAGAGAUAAAGAAAAAUUAGCAUAAUUAUUGCAUGAAACUAGUGAAUUUUCUGAUAAAAUAUCCUAACAUAAUCCAUAAACUAAACCAGCUAAUGUUCUAAUUUAAAGAUAAGAUGUCAUAAAAUUAGCUUAAUGGAUAGAUUAUUAAAUGAAAAUAAUUGUAGGAGAUUCUAAACUGAAAGAAGAGAAGAUGCUUAUGUAAUUAGAAUAGGUAUUCAAUCAAAGUCUUAAAGAAUUAGUAAGAGAAAUAUCUAUUGAUUGUUUAGAAAAAGGGUAAGUAUUUACUUUUAAUUAGAGUAUUAUUGGAAAAAAUCUGGAAUUAAUAUGUAAACUUCAAUAACAUUGUUCUCUCUGUAAAUCAGUAAGAUAAAAUAAAUUAAGAAAAAGAAUACUUAAAUGAAUUAAAAUAAGUAUUUUUAUUAUAAAUUAGGUUCAUUAAACUUAUUAAUUAUCUGUACAAGUUUAUGAAGAUAAAAUUAAAUUUUUAGAAAAAUAAGUAUAAUUCUUAUAAUAAAAAUACGAAGAAAAAGAAAUAGAUUAUGACAAUCUAAAUUCUAAAUAUUAACAUAUUAUAUAAUUAUUUGAAACUUUAAAAUAAGAAAAUUAUGAACUCAAAAAUAAUUAUUGUAUUACUAUGAAUUAAAAUGAGCAUUUAACCAUUCAAACUAAUUCUUUAUUGAAUGAAAAUCAAAAAAUAUUAAAAUAACUUAAUGAUAGAAUUAAUCAUAGUCUCUAAAAAUCAAAAAGAGGUCAUAAUAUUUAUGGGGAAUUUGAUGAUAAUAAAUCAACUAGUUGUUUAGAUUUAUACACUAUUAUGGAAAUUCAUGUGAAUAAAUAAACUUAAACUAAUGUUGAAAAAAUUUAACAAUCUGCUUAAACUGAUUAUAGAUAUUUCAAAUAAAUUGGUAUUCAAUGUGAAAUAAUGGAUUCGGAUGAUUAACUUAUUUCAUCUCCUUAAUCAUCAUUUAACAGGUAAUAUAAUUAUUAUUAUAUUUGUAGAAAUAAUUCUAAUCCCCCAAAUUCAGAAUUAAGAAAGAUUAAAGAAAUCAAUUUUGCAUUAGAAGAAAGAGUAAGAAUUGAAAUUAAAGUCUAAGAUGAAUUAAGGAAAUAAAAACAAUAAAUUUAAAGAGAAUUUGAGGUUUAAAAACUUAAAAUUAAUAAUCAAGAUGCAUUAAUACUUUAAUUAUAAAAAGAUAUAGAUAAUCUGUAAUAACCAUCAGAAAAGAAGCAUGAUAAUAAAUAAAGAGAAAUUACAAUUGUUAGUAUUGAUCAGUAAAAUACAGAUUAAUAAAUGACUCUAGCUCCUUAAUAAACUAUUUUUUCUAUAAAAACAAAUUAAAAAAUUGAAAUUUAAAAUAAAAUUCAUUAAAAUGUAUCAGAUAUUAAUAAAUUAUAAUAAAAAAAUAAAUAAUAAUAAAUUGAAGGUUCCAAAUAAAAUUAAAUAUAACCUUCUCAACAAUUAAAACAAACAAACUCAGGAUUAAAUAAGGUGAAUUCAGUUGAAAAUAAAGAAUCUAAAAUUUAAGUUAAAUCCAUCAAGAACUCUUCAUAAAUUAUUCCAAGAAGAUUAUCAUAAAAUUCAUUGCAUUUUAGUAACUCACAAGAGUUAGAUAAAAAUUAAAUUAAUGAAGAUCCUUUAACUAAAGUUAUUAACGAUUUUAUGAAUGAUUCAAAAACUUCUCUAAAUCAUAGAUCUAGUAUUGUUUAACAGAGAAGACAAACUUAAUAAUAAAACUAUAUUAUGAUUUAAUAAGAAAAACAAUGUAAUAUAUUGUUGUAUAUCAUUAGAAUAAAAAAAAAUAAAACUCAAAAAGGAAAACAUUUAUGUUGAUGUUGCUUUAGCUUUUAUAAGUUAAUUACAAUAAGAUUUUAAAUAAAAUCCAGAAUUAAUUGAAAAUACAACAACUUUAUAAAAUACAUUAAAGUAAGUUUCCUUUUUUUACAAGGAAAGGUUGGAGUAAAAGUAUCCACUAUAUGCAAUUUGCUAUGAAUAUUUUAUGAAUUAGUAUGGAUUAAAAAACGUUGCUGAAUCAAAGAUGACAUAGUUUUGUUAAAGUUUAAUAUCUUACUCAUCAAAUAAUAGAAUUAAAUUAUUUGCAAGAUUUCUACAGUUAUAUGAUGGAAUUUCCAAUGAAGAUCUAGAUUUCUAUAUUUAAUCAUUAUCAACCUUAGAUGAGCAUUCUAAUCCUUUAAAUCUUUUAUAUUGUAAUUAAAUCAACGAUUGUGUCUGCAUUUAGCAAAUGAAAAUUUAAAAAUAACUUAUGAUUUUAAAUGAAAAAGGAUAAGAAAUACUUGAAUAACUUAAAUAAUAUCAGAAAAUAAUUAAAGGAGAGAUUUAUUUAGACUUAGAUUAAUAUUAUUUAUUGUGUAUAGAACAGUUUUAAUACUUAAGAAAAAUAUAACAAGAUAACUUUAAUGAACUUUUUUAAGCAAUCGAUAUUGAUGAUAACAAUAUAAUCAGUAUUGAGGAAUUUCAAAUAUUAUUUCAUUUAAUUGAAGAUUAAAAUAACAUUUUACAUUAUAAAAAACUAUUCAAGAAAGAGAGUCAAAAUAAUGAUGGAUUAAACUUUUAUCAAUUUGGAAUGUUUUGCAUGCACAAUAAUUUAUUUACUAAAUAAAGGUAGGUUAAUUUCUUUUUUUAAAGUUAAGUUAGCAUUAAUACAAUUUAUAACAAUUGGAGUAGUUAGCGAAAUCUUAUUACCAGCAGACUGAAAUAAUCAAAUAAUUUUAAUCAAUACUAUUAGAAUUUAAUUCGGAAAUUAGAUAACGUAAAAUUAUAAAAUCGAAUUAUUAGGCUUUAAAAAAUAAUCUAAGCUAUGCUUGGAAUUUGUGGAGAAUCUUAGAGGAAUAGUCUAAAAAAGUUUAUCUGGAUUCUAUAAUUAUGAAUGUAAUAGCAAAAAAUUUUAAUAUCAUCACUGAAAAAUAUGAAUAUUUAUUCUCUAAAGAUUGA
This is a messenger RNA of Paramecium sonneborni, 3411 nucleotides long. The record is from the annotation of a GenBank genome assembly. Lineage: Eukaryota; Ciliophora; Oligohymenophorea; Peniculida; Parameciidae.